UUCUGAAAAAAAAAAGUCGACUAGCGGUACGCUGUCGUUGGCAGUUCCCCUGCCACUUAUAAAACAUUUGCUUUUGAUUGCUCGCUUUAAUCCCCGGUGGGCGGGUGGUAUCGGCGUGGCAACUGAGCUGGGGGGUGGCUUCAGAGUCGGACAGGAAAAGAAAAAGGAAAAAAAAGAAGAUUGUGACAGCGAGAAAAUAAAACGACAUGGCUGCGAUUCGUAAGAAGCUGGUGAUCGUAGGGGACGGUGCUUGUGGAAAGACCUGCCUGCUGAUUGUGUUCAGUAAAGACCAGUUCCCAGAGGUGUACGUGCCCACUGUCUUUGAGAACUACGUGGCAGACAUUGAGGUGGACAGCAAGCAGGUGGAGCUGGCCCUGUGGGACACGGCUGGGCAAGAAGAUUACGAUCGCCUCAGACCGCUGUCCUACCCCGACACCGACGUCAUCCUCAUGUGCUUCUCCAUCGACAGCCCUGACAGCUUAGAGAACAUCCCUGAGAAGUGGACCCCUGAGGUGAAGCACUUCUGCCCCAAUGUGCCCAUCAUCCUGGUUGGGAACAAGAAGGACCUGCGCAACGACGACCACACGAGGCGCGAGCUCGCCAAGAUGAAGCAGGAGCCGGUGAAGCCCGAGGAGGGCCGGGACAUGGCUAACAGGAUCAACGCAUACGGAUACCUGGAGUGCUCUGCCAAGACAAAGGAUGGGGUGAGGGAGGUGUUCGAGAUGGCCACACGCGCCGCACUGCAGGCCAAGAAGAGCAGGAGGAAGAACGGGUGCCUCUUACUAUAGAAGAGAAGAACAGCAGCCAGCAGAAAUGUACCAGCUUCAUUCUUCUGUCAUUCGCCUUCCCCACUCACCAGCUACCCUGAUUGAAAGAGCUGGCGCAGAAACGUACUCAAACAGGUGCUGAACUUCAGGCCUUUAUACCGUCUUGAGGGGCUCUUAUAAUGCAGCACCGCCCUCCCCCAGAUCCCCUCUCCCCUCUGGUUGAGUUUGGUGCUAGCUAACCCUUUUCACACAGCAUAUGACUCUUAAGUAGCUUCAAAUUUCAUUUCAUUUUUUUAACAUGUGUUCAGUGAUUCUGAAUAGUUCUGGAUUCUGUUAUAAUCGUUUUUACUCUCCAAACCUGCCUUUUCCUGGCUUUGAGUUUACCUUUAGCUUGUCUGGAAAGUCCUUUGUCAGGACUGAACAGCCUUCCUCAUUCCAUUAAAAUCAUGUGUCCCCCAUAUAACUCUGCCACCUCCUUUACAUCUAAGUAGACAGAGAGUAGGAGGGGCUAGUUGAAAGGUCACAAUGACACGUGAUUUGAAUGCACUGAGGAAGGCUGUUCAGUCAAAGCACUUAGGAUUCUCCAGACAAACUCAAAAGUUAGUAAGAGAAAAAAACUCAAUCUUGUAGCAGCCCAGAAGCGCUCAGAAUGAUUGCAAACACCGUACUGUAAGAGCAAUGACAUAGGACAGUGUGUAGCCCUCACAACUGGUUUAAUUAUUAUUAUUAUUAUUAUUAUUAUUAUUAUUAUUAUUAUUUGAAAUAAAAUAUCAGGGUCCAAUUACAGGGAUGUAAAGUAGCUGAUGUUUCUGUGUAAGCUGUGAUGAAAUGUUUCUGUUUUCCUCUAAACUGUCUUUCCUAAGCUUUUCCUCCUGUCUUAAAAUACCUGUGUAUGCCCAAAUCCUGUACACUUUCAUAAAUCUUUACUUUCAUCCCUGAAAUUAGAUACACAAUUGUGACACCAGCUCUGGUCUAUCAGGGUUGAAAAACGGUUAAAGGCACUGAAUUGAACUGGAUAGGUGAUGGGAAUAUAUGAUACUGUACUGUUUAUAGUCGGAAAUGGAAGUGUUUUGAUUUUCCCUUCAAAACCAUGCGCAAGUUUGUUAAGCCUUUACUCAUCCUUACUAACUGGGUUUUAAAGCCACGGUUCUCAUUGUGUGUGUCUAACCAGACCUGCCCUGCUGAGUGAUGUACUGUCUGUUCCUGGCUUGUGCAGUUUAAGACAGCUACGUGAGCCUGCAGCAUUCGCGCAGUGCAUAAAGACCACUUCAUAAACAUUCCCAAACAACGCAUGCUGCAGUGAUGAAGGUUUUUAAAACAGAAAUAAGAAGAAUCUGGGGGAUUAGGGCGAUAAUAAUGAAACCUAUUUUACUGUGCUUUUUAGGAAUAGCUUAUAUAAAAGGCUCUUCGUUGGAAACUGGUCACAUUUUCAUGCCGGUGUGUUGUUGGACUCUGCGCUCCCAGUGCCCACACUUCCCUGGCACACGCCCCUACAUUGACGUCUGCCUCACUUUGUGUUUUUCUACUAUUACUCUGUAUAUUUAACCCUGCGUGGAAUUCUACUGGCUUGUACUGUAUCAGUAAUACCCUCUUGCACUCUAGAAAUCCUACCUUUAAAAAAAAAAUAAAAAAUUAAAACAAAUAUAUAUUAAUAUUAAACAAGAUAACUUUUUUAAAUCUACUGUGCAUAACUUUCCCUUUUGUACAAG
Messenger RNA from Acipenser ruthenus (sterlet), 2476 nucleotides. It is a transcript of the gene rhoac, whose product is annotated as ras homolog gene family, member Ac. The transcript has 5 exons. NCBI's taxonomy places the organism in Eukaryota, Metazoa, Chordata, Actinopteri, Acipenseriformes, Acipenseridae. Gene Ontology annotation, molecular function: GTPase activity; GTP binding. Gene Ontology annotation, biological process: small GTPase-mediated signal transduction. The coding region runs from base 207 to 788 and encodes 193 amino acids. The record is from RefSeq and is a predicted model, not a curated record.